AUGAACAACUUGGCGCUCGUGCUGGACAGCCAAGGCAAGUACGUGGAGGCGGAAUCGAUGCUCAGGCAGACGCUGGCGACCAGUGAGAAGGUGCUUGGUGUUGACCAUCCAGACACGCUGACGACCAUGAACAGCUUGGCGCUCGUGCUGGACAGCCAAGGCAAGUACGUGGAGGCGGAAUCGAUGCUCAGGCAGACGCUAGCGACCACUGAGAAGGUGCUUGGUGUUGACCAUCUAGAAACGCUGACGACCAUGAGUAACUUGGCCGGAGUGCUGGACAGCCAAGGCAAGUACGCGGAGUCGGAAUCGAUGCACAGGCAGACGCUGGCGACGCGUGAGAAGGUGCUUGGUGUUGACCAUCCUUCCACGCUGACAAGUGUCUACUGCCUUGCUUAUCUCCUCGCAGAGCAACAUUACUAUGCCGAAUCUGUUGAUUUAUAUAAGAGAGCAUACGCUAGGUACAGUUCUAUCCUUGGGGAGGACCAUCCCACCACACGUGCGUGCCUCGAACAUUAUUCUGCACUACUUGCUUCGCGGGAGCACUCUCUUCCUUCUACAGAACAAGCCAUCUGCGCCGAAAGCGGGGCUUCUGGCAAGAUAUCAAAGCUGUCACGUGCUCUGCGCAAGUUGGGCAAUAGGAACUCAAAAUUUUCAUGAUAUAUAUAAGUCUAAUAACUUAGUGGGGUACGAAAUAAGGGCGCGCAUGAUAGAGAUGAUUCUCUUUUUACAAGACUGUCUUAGAUAUGGGUAUCAUGAAGCUUCGCUAUGCC
Messenger RNA from Verruconis gallopava, 770 nucleotides. RefSeq lists its product as uncharacterized. Gene Ontology annotation, biological process: microtubule-based movement. The transcript has a single exon. Gene Ontology annotation, molecular function: kinesin binding. The record is from RefSeq and is a predicted model, not a curated record. Gene Ontology annotation, cellular component: membrane-bounded organelle; cytoplasm; kinesin complex. Lineage: Eukaryota; Fungi; Ascomycota; Dothideomycetes; Venturiales; Sympoventuriaceae. Bases 1 to 657 code for a protein of 218 amino acids.